AUGGCGCAGCUUCUCUACGGAGGACAAUCCAUUUUCAAGGUCAUCAUCAAGCGAAUGAAUGACUCGAACCGUUACAAUGUCAUUGACUUGGGAGCUGCGUCCGACAGCAUGUUUCCAAGCGCUUUUAUUCAUCCUGGGGAAUUCAUCAUGUUUGAUGUGGAGGCAAAAGGACCGGAAGGAAUCACCAGCAAGGUCGGACAAGUCAUUUCCAUUGAAAAUUUUCGUGCCUUGCCGAGGAAUGAGAUCAAACACUCUACUGUUGGUAGAUUCAAGGACAAACGAACUAGAUUUAUGCUUGUUCGUCAUUUUGAUGAUAUUGAAGAGCAUGAGCUUUCCUUUGAUGAUGAUGUCAAAGCCAUCAAUCCAUCAGAUUAUUCCUUCAUUCACGAGGCACAACGAGAGCUUCUGAUGACAUGUAACUACGAAUGGUUCUUGCUUGUCGAAAAAGCAAAGUGUUUUGCCUUCAUUUUUCAUUCCCACCUGAUUGACGAGGGUGUAUUCAACACCGCUGGCAUUACCAAUGCAUUUAUGUGUAACAAGUUGGUCUUUCCAGACAACUCUGUUGCUCAACCAUCUUCAUACCUUGUUUUCAACAAAGAUUGGCCUUAUCUUCGUCCAUUCUGA
Messenger RNA from Seminavis robusta, 624 nucleotides. The record is from the annotation of a GenBank genome assembly. NCBI's taxonomy places the organism in Eukaryota, Bacillariophyta, Bacillariophyceae, Naviculales, Naviculaceae.